AUGGAGGGUUAUUCCAGUGCAACAUUAAAAGCCUGUGUUAAAGAUGGAGGUGGAGUAGCAAGUUUGAAUCUGAAUGGCAGAGGACUUCUGAGGGUUCCUAAGGCAGUCACUGGACUGAAUGGACUGGAGGAACUCAGACUGGAUAACAAUAACCUGACUGAGUUACCAACAAAUAUUAACGAGCUGAAAAGUCUUAUCAGGCUCCAUUUGAAUGGUAACAAACUAACAAAACUGCCAUCUCAGAUUUUUGACCUGAAAGAGCUGAAAAGGCUGUAUGUGGAUAACAACCGGUUGGUUGGUUUACCAACCAGUAUACAGAAGCUGAACCAACUUGAAGAGCUGUACUUGGAUGGUAACAAACUUAGAGAACUGCCUUCUGAGAUUGGUGACUUAAAAGAGCUGAGGAGGCUGGAUGUGAGAAACAACCAGUUGGUUAGAUUACCUACCAGUAUACAGAAGUUGAACCAGCUUGAGAGGUUGUUUUUGUCUGGUAACCAACUUACAGAACUGCCUUCUGAGAUUGGUGACUUAAAAGAGCUGAGGAGGCUGAAUGUGAAAAACAACCAAUUGGUUAGUUUACCUACCAGUAUACAGAAGUUGAACCAGCUUGAGAGGUUGUUUUUGUCUGGUAACAAACUUACAGAACUGCCUUCUGAGAUUGGUGACUUAAAAGAGCUGAGGAGGCUGAAUGUGAAAAACAACCAAUUGGUUAGUUUAACUACCAGUAUACUGAAGUUGAACCAGCUUAAGAGGCUGUUUUUGUCUGAUAACAAACUUAAAGAACUGCCUUCUGAGAUUGGUGACUUAAAGAAGCUGAGGUGGCUGAGUGUGAGUAACAACCAGUUGGUUAGUUUACCUACCAGUAUGCAGAAGCUGAACCAGCUUGAGGAGCUGCACUUGUAUGAUAACAGACUUACAGAACUGCCUUCUGAGAUUGGUGACUCAAAGAAGCUUAGGAGGCUGGAUGUGAGUUCUAACCAGUUGGUUAGUUUACCUACCAGUAUGCAGAAGCUGAACCAGCUUGAGGAGCUGUACUUGAAUGAUAACAGACUUACAGAACUGCCUUCUGAGAUUGGUGACUUAAAGAAACUGAAGUGGCUGGAUGUGAGUGGGAAUCUGUUACGUUCUGAUGCAAUACAUGCUCUAGAGAUGAAGAAAAAGGAAAUAACCAGUUCUGUUAUUACAGGUGGGUGUGGGGAUGAUUUUCAAUAAAAUUGUCCUCAAUAAGACAGUUUUUGGAAUGGUACUUAUAGUACUUAUAUAUGUGAAAUAUUUCAAUUUAAAAAGUGCCAUUAUUUUUGUCUUUGCCGGUAAUAAAUCGCGAACAAAAUUAGAAAUGGCCAAACAAAACCUUCCUUCGUAAUUUGUGUUAAGUUAGUAAGUUUCAGAUGAAAUUCAGAUGAAACUACUUACUGUGGCAUUUGUUUGAAUGCUAACAAAAACCUGCGCUGAGCAUCAUCAAGGCUAAAAAAGACGUUUCUGAACAAAUGGUUUUUUGAUCAAAGUUGUGGCAAGAUGUAAAUAUUUUACCCGACACGUUUUUGCAUGGCAAGCAAAUUAAAAUGUAUACUUGAGAAAAAAUAGUAACUUUUUACAUCUGUUUUUCGCCGUUAACUUUCUUUUAAUGUCAUUGGGGCGAUAUUGAGCAAGAGCCUAUUUAUUUAUCAAUUAUUGAAUGAGGUUGAGUAUGAUGUGAAAAAUUAUGCAGAUCGAGGAGGAUUUUAGGUGGAUAACAGCCUCCGAGAUCUACAUUUUUCUUCACAUCAUAAGGAAGCCGAAUUCACCGCAGUAAUUGUUUUAUUUUAAUGUCUCUAAGUUCUUUGCUAAUUGUACCUCCUCCUAGACUUUCUUCUAAACUUAGGUCUAUUUCUUGGCACGGUUUCAGGAUAUUAUCAGAUGUUUUCUUGCAGAUACUCCUUAAAACGUAGAAAACAUCCAUUGAGCAGUAUGUUUUGCGUAAUCUUGCAUUUCUUCCGUUCAGCUUUAGUCAUAAGUUCAGCUAUUUUCUCUUCGGAUAGCCGUGAACGCCCUUUUUUUAGUUCACUUGUGAAUAGAGCAAUUUUCAAUUGAGUGUUGACAGUAAUCCAGGAUUGAAUUGGUUUUGCUUUACUGUGCUGUUUGAUUGGUCUAGAAAACUCGCGCCACCCUCUCAGCCAAUCAGAUGUAAACUAAAACCAAUCGCUCCUUGGUCACUCGCGUUUUCCCGCGCUACAGGCCGGUUACACGCGUUUACUUCGAGUUGUCAUUGGCUCCCUCUGAUAAUUUCCUUUACUCUGAUUGGCCGUUGUGAUUACUUUGGUUUUGGUUUUCGACACUCAAUUGAAAAGCGCUCUAAACAGCUAGAUACCCUAAGUACAGAGGUUUCUCCCUGGUGUGGGGAAACGUCUUUUGCCGAAGGGUCAAUAGAACUACUCACUAGGCGUUUGAGAAAGCUGUUUAUAACACCUUUCGGAAGGAGACUGUGGAGGAAAAUCUUAGCACCACUGAAUUUGCUUAUCGUGAAAGUGGAAAUUGUACUAGUGCACUGUUAGCGAUCAAGCACUUCAUCUAAAAACACUUAGAUAAUCCAGACUGUGAGGCAGAACGGGUAUUCGCAAUGGACAUUCAGCAAAGCGUUCGACUUAGUCAGGCACGAGUUACUAUCUGAUAAACUAAAGUUGCUGCCCCUGAAUGCCUAUAUUAUCAACUGGUAUCACAGUUUUCUUUAUAACAGACAACAACGCAUGGUCCACAACAACCACCUUCACGAGUGGAAAGGAGUAAAUAAGGGGACAACGCAGGGUAGUGUGAGCGGCCCCUACUUAUUUAACGUGUUCUUGAAUGACCUUGAAAUCAAGCUAGGUUCCACUCCCGCCCUUUUUGAGUAUGCAGAUGACUCAACCAUUGUCGCUCCAGUAUUGAUUGGGGGGAGUGAUACGUCAAGUGGUUUAGUGGAGAAGUUUUUGACUCAGCUGGGCGAGCUGUAAUUCCAUGAGUUGUAACCCUUACAAGUGUAAAGAACUUGUCAUAAAGAAGAAAAGGAACUCAACAUUCUAUCCUGUUGUACGUAAUAUACCACAACAUACCACUCUUGAUCUAUUAGGUUUGACCUUUUAGAAUGACUGUAGAUUUUUUGCACAUAUAAAAGCUAAACUGUGCAAGGCCAACAAAUGUCUACACGUGCUGAGAGUAUGUAGAAAAGAGCGCUACAGCCAGACAGAAAUGGAUUAUCUCUUCUAUAGCAUUGUUCUUCCCAACAUGACUACGGACUAUAUCUGUUUAUGGCGCCCCCGAUGCGGAAAUUAAUGUCCUUCAGCAAUUUUUAGACAGAUGCUAUAAGUUGCGUUUUAUAUCUACGCAGUUAAAUAUUAGAUCAUUACUGCAAAAACAAGAUAAAGCGAUUUUUAAAAAGUUAAACAGGGUGAUAAUCACCCUCUGAAGGUUUGCUUACCGCAAGAAAAGAACAAUUUAACCUACAACCGUAGGCGUAAAAGCUGCAAAAGGCCCAAAAUAAACACCGAACGUUAUAAGAACACAUUUGUAAAUAUACUAUUUUUAAAUACCACCUUUUAUGAUAUUUUAUGUUUGAUAUUUUAUCUAGGUUUUUUUUUCACAUUUUUAUCUUUUUAUUCUAUUGUAAUUUGGCUGAACUUUUAAUCUUUUUAUCCUGUAACAUUAGAUAUGUGUUUUUAUCUAAUGAGCAAUAAAGACAUUUAUUAUUAUUAUUAUUAUUAUCAUAACUAUAACAAAAUUGUCAAAACUGAUUGGCUAUCAACUGCCCUGAUUUCAACCUUAAUAGGACAGUUUAAUAGGACAGUACGCGUCAUGCCUAAGUAAUUGGACAGUACGCACCACCACGCGCGCGAUUAAAUGGCUUUUUUUUUUCACUGCUAGGAAAACAAAAUUUGGCAUUUCUUGUGUUUUGAUUUAAAAAAUAGCCUAUUAUAUCACAAAUUUUGUUAGAGUUAUGAUUAAUUGGUAACAGAACUUCGUGUCGUCCAAUUCGGUCUGUAAUCAUACUCGUGAUUAAACAAAUCGGACUCCCGUUGUUAAUCACUCGUAUGAUUACAGACCCGACUGGACUCCACUCAGUCCUGUUACCAUUACUUAUUAUUAGAAAGACUUGACAGAAACCGCAAAACCGCACAUGAAAAGUCUCUUGCAUCCGGUCUGGAAACAAGGUUGAUCGAUGGUCUAUUACUUAUGCAGCCUCCUUUUCAGGCAAAUAUACCAUCGAUCAACCUCAUUUCCAAACCAGUAUGUCAUGAAAUCGAUGGUAUAUUGCUCACAUCCUCCAGAGUAAGUCAAUUUGCACAAUUCACCAGCCUUGGGUAUUAUUUUUCGUUAUUAUUCAUUCAAAAUAUUUCGCCGUCGGUCUAAUUGUUUCCAAUCCCCUCGCUAAUUCUUCAUAACCAACUGGCGCUUACUAUAUUUGGAAGAUGCGAGCAAUAUACCAUCGAUUCGUCGGUAUAAAUAAUUUAUGAAUAACUAUUAUGAUAUACCAUCGAUCAACCUCGUUUCCAGGCGCGGCAGCGUAACUGUAUAUUCCUGGGUCAACUAAAAAAAUGGCAUUCGUCGGCCUUCCGCCUCGGUGGAUAACAUCCUCCUCGAUCCGCAUAAUUCUUCACAUCGUAGUACUUCACAGCCUCAUUCAAUAAUUGCUAAAUAUACUGGGUACCAGACUGGAUUUAUUUACCACUAUUAUUAUUCAUUCAAAAUAUGUCGUCGUUUAUAUUCAGUGGAAGCUCUCGUGAGCGGGUACCACCCUCGGGAUGCGAAAAAGGUGCCCGUAACUGGAGCUGGCGGCCGCUUACAGGAAUGGAAAAAUAGAGAGUUUGUAUGGGAGUUGAGAAAAACGUGUUUUUUGUGAAGGCGACCGUUGGUAGAGCUAUCCGCUUACGAGAGUGUUCAUUAGAAGAGCUUCCACUGUAUUUCAGUCGCAACUUCAGUUCUAAGCUUUCUGGGGUACUGUAUACGUAGACAUAGAGACAUCUUCAGGUUUAUCCUAAUUUAUCUUAUUAUUGCAUCUUAUUUUCUGCAAGGUGGAAAGAAGAAGCCUUCGUUCGAACAAGCUGCUGAAACUGCAAUGCUUUCGAAUGCUGGCGAAGAGGAACUUGAAGAAGUGGUCGAGACUGUGUUACCUGUGAAAGUCGCUAAAGAAGAGGUUGUUGUAAAGCCCGAAGAUGAAACUGAAGUUGAAGACAAUACUUGUGUUGGCGAAAGCAGAAGUGUCAUCAAAAGGUAAGUGUCAUUUGAAUAAAAAUUCAGUGGAACCUCCGAUGACGGCAACGGCAGUGUAAAGUUACUUACAAAUUUCAUUUGUGUAAAGGUACCACCGAGGCGUUGUUUGUCGACCUCUGGUGAGUGGUUUAACCGCUUCGAUUUUCGAAAGUGGUGAUAGAAGAAGCCCUACCGAUAAACUCGUAAUCAGAAAUAACAAGCUUGAACAUUUUCCCCAAAAAGAGAGAAAUUAACGUCGAUGUGCUACACUUGUUAAAAAAAGGAAAGUGGCAGUGAAACAUUCUUGUUCCGCGCGAGAUCACAUACCGUGACGUCUCGUUUUCGAUAGUUUUCCUCUUUCAUCCUUUCACACCAGUGAGGGAAAUCGACCUUUCCUCUCUGGAGAGCGUUAUUUAAAUAGUUGUGUUUUAGUGAGUGUUUAAUUCUGAUUUGGGUUAUAUCUGUAGACGGAAGACUGAUUCCACGAAAAAAGAUGCGUUUUCAAAGACCCGAAAAAGGUGUCUGCUCUCGCAGGCUUGGAUACUUGUGGACGGGGCCUAAUAUUUUUAAUGUCUUUUAUUUUUUGCACGGGUUGAGUGCAUCGUGUGCACUCUGCAUCUACAACAUGAGUUUUACGUAAAGGGCAAAAAGUCUAUAUUUUAUACGGCGUUUUUAUUCUUCGUUCACGAAUUUCCAGCGUGUGCGAAACUUGUUAAAAGUACAAUUACGUUCUUUUCGUUAUACUUAUUUUUUUCUUUAAAAGAUGAUCUGAAUAGUCACUUCGAAGACCCCCAUUGAAAAGUGUUUCGCUCACCGUAACAGUAAGCAUAAUUAUUCAUCGUAGACGAGCAUCCGACUGAACGUCACAAUCAAAAUUUGCUAAACUUUCUGUUUUUUUCAAUAGAGAAUUGUUUGAAAUUCAACAACUACAGACUUUUGUCAACGCUAAGGGUAGAGUAUCCUAAUUUUGGAGGAUAAAAGCAGCUAAGAGUUGAUGUCGAAUAAUAUAGUUAACAUUAUAUUAUAUUUAUAUUCUAGUACGACGAUUUUUUCCUUGAACUCGUCGUUUAGAAGAAGACUAGCACUGACCCCUACACUGCGUCAAAAAAGAAAAAAAACUCCCCUAUCCCCCCAGAAUCUUUACAUAUUAUAUUCUCCAUUUAUUGUAGAUUUUACUCGAACAUUGAACUAUUGAAAGCUGUGUUCUGCAAACAACCGACUAUUAAAAUUUUGGCUCAUUGCAGAAAAAUAGUGAGCAGUGAAGGUACCUGCUGGGCCCUCAAACUAGGGGCUGUCCAUCUUAUAUUCCAUCCAAAUGCUGUGUCUGAGCCUACGUCAAUAGUGGUCUACAGAUGGAGAUCCAGUGUCUGCUCACCCCCACUACAGGAACACGAGGCUAUUGUCAGCAAUGUUAUUGAACUAUCUUCCCACGAUGGCCAACGCCUGCAAUUCAAUGCCAUGGUGACUUUGUCACUUUCUCACAGUGCACCGGAACUACGGGGCUAUGAAGUGGUGAUAAAAAGGCAGAUCAACAAGGAGACCAAUGAAUGGGAAGACGUGAGUGGAACCAAGAACUUACGCUGUCGCCAAGGUAUAGAAAUGUUCUCUAUGUAGUAGACUUAAAGCAACUAUAGAGAACCGUUUGGCAGAUCCUGUUUCUGUAAGCAGGAUGCGGCGUACGUCUUCUGUAUUGCUGAAGGGUUUGCUUUGUUUCUUUUUAAGAUAGUGUUAUUACGUGUUACAGUUGCGCUUGCGCUCUCGAUCUGAGACUUGUUUUUCUUUUUUCCCGGUGUUGAUUUAUAUAACGUCAGUCUUUUUUAGAUGCCAAAGAAAGUGUAUCUGAUAGUUACAUUUUACUGGUAUUUUGUAUCGGUAACAGAUAUCGAAGAUGAGCACCUUUUUCAAAAGGAUAUACCAGAUCCUUUCUUUCCUGUUGUUCAAGCUGAUAUAACUGAGGGCUCGACAUAUGCAGCGGUUUGCCGUCUCAAAUCUUCUCCAACUUACACCAUCACACCUGCUGGUGGCUUAUUUAGUCAUCCUCAUUAUCCAGGGGUGAUGAUUACAGUCCCUGAGAAUGCUGUUGCACCUGAAACGGCGUUUUCCCUGGUGCUAAAGGUUAGUGUUAUUACAAAGCUCCAUACAUAAUCAGAGUAGAAUAGCGGAUAUAAUCAGCCCCAUGGCCUUUUAAAGUGAUAUAGUUUCUUGAAUAUGACAGCCUAGUCUGUGUAAAGCCGCCCCCUCCUCUCAGAAAAAAUCGGAGAAUGGGCGAUUGACUGGCGUGGGUGGCUGUAUAUAGGCUAAUGACAGCCUAAAUAGUCUCGAUGGUUUGAUUGAAAAAUCUUAUACUGAUUAUUUGGAGACUGAUCCUUUUGAUAAGGUUUUUAAUAUCUGAGUUAAGUUUUCACUUACAUAACUUAUGACGACGCAAAGUCGUUCUCAAUUCAAUUACUUUUUGUAAUGGUACAGGUGCAAGAAGUUCCUAAUAAAGAAUUUGAAGAGGAAGGUGUAUUUCUUGGACCUAUUCUGCGAAUUAAAUGCUUUGAGGUUGUCCAGUUCUUAAGGCCUGUAACCAUUCAGCUACCAGUUUCUCUUCGAGACCAGGAGGACUUUAAUCCAGAUCCCACUAAAUGCCAUGUGAGAGUGUUGUUCCUGAAUUGCGAGGAGGAAAAAAGGGAAUGGAUUGAACUCACUGAUCUGGUAGAACCGACACAGUUUGACGCAAAGCUUGUUAGGAUCCAAGUCCAACGAUUUUCUGGGUAAAGAUACUUCAGAAAUCACUAGUAUUUACUAGAUAAAUGGCCAGUUGAGUCCUUUUUUUAUCCAAAAUGUUGAUCAAACUUCACUCAACGUUGUUGGAUACAACGUUUUAGAGCCGUUCGAACACCAUGUUGAAUGGUGCUGGGUGUUGCUAGAUCUGGUUUAAACGUUUAAAACUACAAUUUUGGACAAAUUAAAAUAAAAUGGAACUUCAAACCCCAAUCCCCCAAAUCAAGGAUGAAACCGCGGAGAAGCCACUGAAACGCGCCAUUUUCCCAUCCUUGAUUUCGGGGAGAGGAGGUAUAAAUUUCACAUUUAUUUUGUCCAAGAUUGUGGCAUUGGACAUCAUCAGGCAUUUCUCUUGUUUAAGUGUGCGAUGGCCACAAUUUUGAAUGGUCGAACCCUCAAUUAAACUUUGUUUGCUUUAUUGUUUAGUAAGCAAUACCUCUUCACUCGCGCUUCACAUUUCUUGUAAAUAAUUAGCUCAGAAUUCACUCUUCCUACGCAAGCCCCUAUACAUCACUGCAUCACAUUAUCCAACUUCGUUGGAUGCAGUUGGUGGGUUGGCCUAAACGCACCUUUAGGUGCCUGAAUGUGUCCACGUAAUUAUCAAAAAGCCAGUAUAGUACUUCUUUCAAAGCAUCCUUAGGCCUGAGGCAAAUUGUAAGAAAAUACCCAAGUCGAUAUCAAUAUAAGAAGAACGAGAGAACGGACUUAAUUUGACGCGUCUAUCAGACUAUUUCUAAUUUUUUCUUUUCAGUCUACUGGAAAAUUUACAUGGGCUCGGCGAUUACGUAGAAUAAUCAAAGAUUCGACCUUGUCAUUUUAAGGCUCGUAACAAGUGCAUCCACGCUGGUUUACAUUAAUUCAGUUUCGAUUUUUUGGUUGUUCUAGAUAUUCGUUUCUUUUUGAGCGGCGUGAAGAAAACUCCAGACCUUAUGGACAGAGGAUCUUAAGUUACUUUACCGGCUUCACUAGAACGCAGCCCCGAGCAGCAAGUUUCGUCGCCUACUUCCGUCCAGAUAUUUCAAAUAUUUUAUUCCUUAUUUGUUGCUCUGCUCACCUUAAACAAGAGGUGAUACAAGAUCUUGAAAACAGAGACGUAACGCGGUUUGCUGAUGGCAGUUCGAUGAAAUGUAUGUUACCUGGAGAGGACGGUGACAAAGCAUUUGUGUUUUUGUCAGGAGGAAUACGCCCAUAUGAUGAGGAGGACGAAAAUAACAUUUUUCUUUGGUGAGCUCAUUUAUUAUGUAUUUAAAAUAUUUCCCAGUUUCUCCUUGGCUCAAAUCCCACGCGGCUAAUUCUUGAGAACCAGCUAGCGUUGACCAAAUCAGUACAAAAUGGCGGAACAUCCAUCACUGUGCAUACUUUUUAAGAACAGACCGGUCUGAACAGUCGUGAUUAAUAGUUAAAUUCUCUCCGGUGACUGAACAGUUCUGUCUAAUGGUAAGCGAAGGAUAACUCGGCACUACAUCACGCAUGUUUCUCUCUUACAUUUAAACAGGUUAUUAGAGGACGAUAUUCCGUUUAAGACUGAAUUGCGCGUUUGUCUCGUUGAGGACGAAGAGCUAGCACAAGUGGAAUUUCGAAACACCCUGGCACACACAGGCAGAAAGGGUCUGUUGUGUAAAUUUCACUUAACUUUGCCCUCCCGCAAAAUGCCCCUCGCGG
Molecule: messenger RNA, 9627 nt
Organism: Porites lobata
Lineage: Eukaryota; Metazoa; Cnidaria; Anthozoa; Scleractinia; Poritidae
Source: the annotation of a GenBank genome assembly